AGAAACUAGCAGGAUUGUGCAAAAAGUUGGUGCAUUACGCGGAUCGACCGGAUCUCUGUGCGAGUAAACCACUCGGUUGAUCCUCCGGGAUUUUCCAUUCAAGUUCGUCUACUCGCAAGAAAGUUCGUGUCUCUCGAUAAACCUAUAACGGGGGAAGAAAUCUUACGCGGAAACUCGGAGAGAAUGGAAUUCGCGAGGAUGGCUGGCUGGUUGAGUUUUGUUCUGGUUGCGACCGCAUCGAUGAUCGCGAUGACGGAAUCGAGGGUGAUUCCAGCCGAACCUAUUUCCGUCAUGUUGGACUCUUACGGUAACCCCGUGAUGUUUCUGAGAGAAAAGAGAACGGCCGUGCAUCCUUAUCCGCAAAGGGCGAUGAUGUUCACCGGAUAUUACAGACCGAUUCGUCGCACGAAUAACGGCGGUCAGGCAACAGGCGUUUUCGCGCAAGGAAACUCCGUAAGCGGUGAAGCCUUCUUCGGCGGUGUGCCGCAUCUCAAGAACGGCCCUGAACCGAUCGACGAACCGGAAAUUUCCAGUGCCGAGGCACAGGCGGCACCGGCUCCCGGAAAGGAUCAGAAACCGCCAUCUCAAGAGCAUCAUUAUCAGAACGAGGUACAUUAUCAGCACAAGCAGCAGCAGCAUCACGAGCAGCAUCACCAUCACGAAGAAGAAGAAGAAGAACAGCAACAUCGUCAACAAGAUUCUUUGACUCCCCAGGAAAAUCACGAGCCAGAACAGAUUCCGCUGACCACGGAGAUCGCACAGUCGGACGAAGAACCAGCCAGUACGGAAGCGUCCCGGCCAAAAGUGCAUCGCAACAAAAAGACGCACAAGACACCGGUGAUUGUCAAGGACGAGGACGACGACGACGACGACGACGAAGGCGAAGUGGAUGAAGAAGAUGAGGCGCCAAUUGUGCCGUUCGUGCCGUUUAAGGGCAACAAGAGACGACAGGGAUAUCCCAAUCUGAAUAAUUUCUUUCCAAUGGUCUUCAGUUUCCCGAGAGUAGCUACUCGCGCUGGUUCGUCUGGUUCUCCACCCGGCGCAAUCACGGCCAUCGCGAAUAGUUACUCCACAGGAAGGGGUGGCGUAGCCAGUUCGGUAGCUACGGCCUAUGGCGGGUCUCCUACUGGGAAGAAACGACGCCCGCAGCCAUACGAAGAAUAAUUUCUAAAACGAUCGAUGUAUCGCAUUGAAGAACUGAGUUUUACAUUAUCGUUCGGAAAGAUAAUUCGGAAGAUAAAAACCAAAACUGUCAUUUUAUUUGCCUUUAGCAAAAAUCAAAAUAUUUAAAGAUAAAAUAAUUUCUAGUUACUCAUCUUUGGUGAAACAAUCAGGAAUUAAUUUAAAAUAACAUUUAAAGUCUUAAAGAUUGUGCAAUUUAUUACGUAAGGUAGUAAUAGUUUAUUGUAAAGUCUAACUCAAAUUCUCGUGACUCUUCUUUCUUAGUGUUUUAAUUAGAGUGAGCUUUAAAUCAUUAUAUUGCUCAGUAAUGUUUCAAUUUUUUUUCAGUAAAUUACUUAAUUUUGCGAUUUUUUAGGCAAUUAUCGUCUCAAUAAUAGUAAGUUCGUGUAAAUUUAGAUUCAACUUUGGUUCUUAAAAUAAAUAUUUCUAGCAUCCUUUUAAUAAUUACUGCUAUAAUUUAUAGUAGUAUGUAAAGAAUUAAUAUAGUUUCAUCUCAUCACGUUUGCGCGUUCUCGUGUAGAAUAAAAGAUUAUUAUUACAAUUCAUUACGUGACAUAACACAAUUAUACUAUAUUUCUUAAAACAGAGAUAAAUGUUCUUUCGACAGGCUAUGUAAUUAUGUCGUAAAUUUAACGCAGAAAUAAAAAUAUAUUAAAAUACAA
Pseudomyrmex gracilis is the source of this 1844-nucleotide messenger RNA. Its product is annotated as protein tweety. Bases 184 to 1164 code for a protein of 326 amino acids. The transcript is spliced from 4 exons. Lineage: Eukaryota; Metazoa; Arthropoda; Insecta; Hymenoptera; Formicidae. The record is from RefSeq and is a predicted model, not a curated record.